Messenger RNA from Paramecium sonneborni, 761 nucleotides. Lineage: Eukaryota; Ciliophora; Oligohymenophorea; Peniculida; Parameciidae. The record is from the annotation of a GenBank genome assembly.
CUUUAUAAGGGAAUUAAUUAUUAUUAACAUGAGUUCGAAGCGAAAGUAAGUAAAAUUAGAUUCAGAGAAAAAGGUGAAGCAGGAGGAAUCAAAUUAUGAGGAUUCAUUCAAUGAGUCUAAUGAUGAAGAACCUAAGAGUACUGGGAAACAGAAAACUAGACAUGACAAUUCAUUAUCUGUACUCACAAAAAAGUUUGUUGAAUUAAUAAGGAAUUCUGAAGAGUUGACAAUAGAUUUGAAUGUAGCAGUCAAUGAUUUAGGAGUUUAAAAAAGAAGAAUUUACGAUAUUACAAAUGUUUUAGAGGGAAUUGGUUAUAUUGAGAAAAUUUCUAAAAACAAGAUCAAAUGGGUUGGAGCCACAGAUGAUCCUUAGUUAGAAACUGAGUUACGUUAAAUAAAAUAAGAAUUAGAUGCCUUAUAAGAUGAAGAGAAAACAAUUGAUUAUUGGAUAGAGUACUUGUAAAAGAAUUUGUAAGAGAAGUUCUAAAGUGAUCCAGAGGUAGCUAAGUAUACAUUUCUUACUCAUGAUGACUUUAAAGAAUUAUCUAAGAGUCAACAGACUGAUCACAAAGGAGAGGCGCUAUUUAUUAUAACAGCGCCAAAAGGAACUUCUGUUGAAACUCCAUAAGAAAAUAAUCCUGAAUACCCUUAUUAGGUAUACUUAAAUAGUUCCAAAGUAUAAGGAUAAAAUAAUGAAAUUUAAGUGUAUAUUUGUUCUGAUGAGAACUAUCCGAUAGAAUACGAGAAGAAGUAAAAAUGAC